Molecule: messenger RNA, 252 nt
Organism: Racocetra fulgida
Lineage: Eukaryota; Fungi; Glomeromycota; Glomeromycetes; Diversisporales; Gigasporaceae
Source: the annotation of a GenBank genome assembly
AACUCUGAACAGUGUGUGACUGUUGUAUAUGCUAGCAUUAUUGAUGAUACGAAUCCUAGUUGUGAAUUUGAUCUUACUGGUGUUUUAACAUUGUCUGAUUUAAAUGUAACUAAUACCAAGACUAAUUUGUCACUUAAGAAAGAAAAGUAUAAUAAAUUAGAUGCAGAUAAUAAUGAUAAAGAUCUGAAUUCUGAGCAUAAAUAUAAAAAAGAAAAUUCAUUAGAUGAAAUUGAUCAGGAAGAUUAUGACUAG